UCCAGGCAGGUCUCCCAUCCCGGGACAGGAGCAGGGCAUUGCAGCUGAACAACACAGAGUCUUCACUGGCCCUGGAGCUGCUGUCCUUCCAGAAUGUGGCUCUAUUCUGUGGUCUUGGCCUUUCUGUCUGCGAGCACUGCUUGGGGACACCCGUCCUCACCCCCCGUGGUGGACACGGUGCACGGCAAAGUCCUGGGGCAGUACGUCAGCCUGGAAGGAUCUGCGCAGCCCGUGGCCGUCUUCCUGGGCGUCCCCUUUGCCAAGCCCCCUCUUGGGCCCCUGAGGUUUGCUCCACCGCAGCCGGCAGAGCCCUGGAGCUCUGUGAAGAACGCCACCUCCUACCCUCCUAUGUGCUCCCAAGACGUCGAGACGGGACAGGUCCUCUCAGAGCUCUUCACCAACAGGAAGGAGAACAUUCCCCUCCAGUUCUCUGAAGACUGCCUUUACCUGAACAUCUACACUCCCGCAGACCUGAGCAGGAGAAGCAGCCUGCCGGUGAUGGUGUGGAUCCACGGAGGGGGUCUGGUGGUGGGCGGGGCAUCCACCUAUGAUGGACUGGCCCUCGCUGCCCACGAAAACGUGGURGUGGUGACCAUCCAGUACCGCCUGGGCAUCUGGGGGUUCUUCAGCACCGGGGAUGAGCACUGCCUGGGGAACUGGGGUCACCUGGACCAGGUGGCUGCUCUGCGCUGGGUCCAGGACAACAUUGCCAACUUUGGAGGGGACCCGGGCUCUGUGACCAUCUUUGGAGAGUCAGCAGGAGGACAAAGUGUCUCUGUUCUUGUGCUAUCUCCCCUGGCCAAGAACCUCUUCCACAGGGCCAUCUCAGAGAGUGGAGUCGUCCUCACUGCUGCUUUGGUCAAGAAGAACGUCAAGCCCGUGGCUAAGCAAAUUGCUAUUGCUGCUGGGUGUAAAACCACCACGUCGGCAGUCAUGGUUCACUGCAUGCGCCAGAAGACGGAGGAGGAGCUCUUGGAGAUGACAGUAAAAAUGGACCAACCUUCCCUGCUCACUGUGGUUGACGGAGUGUUGCUGCCCAAGACACCCGAAGAGAUUUUGGCUGAAAAGAAUUUCAACACUGUCCCCUACAUGGUGGGAAUCAACAAGCAAGAGUUUGGCUGGAUCAUUCCGAUGGUAUUGUGGGGCUACCCGCUCUCUGAAGGCCAGCUGGACCAGCAGACGGCCACGUCGCUCCUGUGGAAGUCCUACCCASUUGUCAACCUCUCUGAGGAACUGACUCCAGUGGCCACUGAGAAGUAUUUAGGAGGGACAGACGACCCUGUCAGAAAGAAAGASCUGUUCCUGGACUUGAUGGGAGAYGUGCUUUUUGGUGUCCCAUCUGUGAUGGUGGCCCGUGACCACAGAGAUGCCGGAGCCCCCACCUACAUGUAUGAGUUUGAGUACAGCCCGAGCUGCUUAUCCGACGUGAGACCCAGCACGGUGACAGGAGACCACGGGGAUGAGCUCUUCUCGGUAUUUGGAGCCCCAUUUUUAAAAGGGCUAAGCAGCGCUGGGCGGGCCUCUGCUCUCACCUGCAAGAAGGGGGAUGUGUACUCCUGA
Urocitellus parryii (Arctic ground squirrel) is the source of this 1560-nucleotide messenger RNA. The record is from RefSeq and is a predicted model, not a curated record. NCBI's taxonomy places the organism in Eukaryota, Metazoa, Chordata, Mammalia, Rodentia, Sciuridae.